ACUGUAGCUCGCUCACUCGACAUCCCCAGACGUCUGCACAACUUGGUGAAGAGACUUGAACCAGGCAAGAUAACAGACUGAAAUAUUUUCAUAACAGACUGAAAUAUUUUCACAACAGAGUACAGGCAUGGCAGAUGAUGACCAUUUGGCAGAAGACUUUACAUCUAAAGUAAACAUAGAUGAAAGAGGAAAAAAAGACGAAGCAACACCGAGCAAACAGAAAGGAACGCCAAAAAACAUAGGCAAAAAAACCCGAACCAACAACGAAGAACCAGAACUACCAGACAAUGACAAUGGAGAACUACAAGAGGUGGAUUAUUUUGUUCUUUUUCGCCGAGAAAAUGAUGAAGGAGUUCUCUCAAGUUAUUCCAAAAAAGCUGCUCGUGUCAUAAAUAGUCACAUGCUAGGCGAGGACGCUUUUGACCCUAGGUGCUGGACAACACGCCCGAGUGAAUCAUUGGAUGCUAGAACUUUAGAGGAGGAGAGACGUACAGGGGUAAAAAACAUUGCUCAACGGAGGCAGUAUUCAGGACACCCAAAUUCAACUGAUUAUUGUACGUUUUGGAAGGUACCUGCUGAUUUUUCUGUAGCUGAGAUUGGAGAAAAGAUCGAAAACGAAACCUAUAUUGGAGUUAAAGUUUAUAUGACUCGAAUUGUAAACAACGAAAUUAUGAGGAGUACACACCAAGGAAAGAAAAACAUCCCUGUACUGCCUGUUGCUACACCACCAGAGGAAAACAUUGAUCCUCCCACUGGACAAAACUAAAAAAAAAGUCGUUGCACUUUUGCUCUUUUUGUCCAUUUAUGACAUUGGAGCGCCUUACAGAGGUGAAAUGUAAAGCAAUAUUUUGUUGUUGCUAAGUAAACAUCUUUUGAUGCUAAUAACCAAUUAAAAAGUAUAAUCUUUGUCAGUAUAACUUGUACUUCUCAGUUAUAUCAUUAAAAGUUUAAAAAAUCAACACGUGCAAGAGUUAUUGUAUUUUAAAAAAUAAUUUCAUCCAGGCCUUCGAAAGUCGGCAUGUGAUCUAAGUCAGUGUUU
Molecule: messenger RNA, 1039 nt
Organism: Physella acuta
Lineage: Eukaryota; Metazoa; Mollusca; Gastropoda; Physidae
Source: RefSeq, a predicted model, not a curated record